This is a messenger RNA of Iphiclides podalirius (scarce swallowtail), 459 nucleotides long. NCBI's taxonomy places the organism in Eukaryota, Metazoa, Arthropoda, Insecta, Lepidoptera, Papilionidae. The record is from the annotation of a GenBank genome assembly.
AUGGCCCUCAGAGUUUUGACCUACCGUAUCGAGAGGCGGUUAGGGGACAUCGAUCCAAUAAAAAGUCAAUAUGGAAAAGGGGCACUUACAGCGCGCACGGCGUUACGCAAGGCGUGGAAACGGCUCUGGGUUUGCACAAGGCUUUAUCGCGAUAUGGCGUUGAUAAGGCGCUUCUCACGAGAGCCGAGCGGUUGCGAAACUGGGCCAAAGCUUUUAUGCGACAUCUGCCGAAGGAAAUUCGUCGAGCGUCAGCAAAUCGGUCCGGGAUGCAGAGUCGUGAGGCCCUCAGCGGCAUUUGGAGGUAGCGGCGCUUUGCGCAAACGCUGGUGGGUGUGGGUCCGCAUUCGCGAAGACAAUAACUUGCGCCAGAGCGUUCGCUUACGUAAGACAAGAGCACGAGCGCUCCAUCAACCGUUCACGAAGCCGCCUGUCUUCGUGCACCGUUCCAAAGUCGCCAUU